AUUUCAUCUGUCGUUGUUGUAAGCUGUGUCAUUUGAGAUAUUAUAUUUAAUUGGACAACAAAUAUUUUGAAUCUGAUGUAUAGAUCUCAUGCAUAUUAUUUUAUUCUUAGGGUUGAAUUUUUUAAACCCUAGCGUUUUAUUCUAUGACACAUGUUAUGGCCAUCAAUAAAAUAAAGCCAUAAAGAAUUUCUUACAACUUGGCCGUCCAACUUGAGAGUCAAAGAAAAGAUGCUUGAACCAUUAACUCCCACUUGCUUAAAUUAGAGUUUGAAGGCUGUUGUUCAUGAUAAAAAUAAACACAUCCAAUUGAAGCCAAACCUAUGGGUUUGAGCCUGUGGAGAGAAAUCAUUCAAAUACUUCAGGUCACUGUUAUAUUCACUUCUUGUUUCUGUUUGAAGUCAUUUGUAGCUGAAAAUACUAUAGAUCUCAACAACCCGGUCACAGAUCCAGGAAACAUCACAUCAAAAAAUGGAGUUUUCAGGCUUGGAUUCUUCAGUCUGUCUAAUAACAAUAAUUUUCGUUAUGUUGGGAUCUGGUAUAAUGUUCCCAAAUUGACUGUGGUGUGGGUAGCCAACAAAGAUAAGCCUCUGAAUGAUUCCUCUGGACUUCUCACCAUAUCUAAGGACGGAAACCUUGUUGUCUUGAAUGGGAAGAAAGAUGUUCUUUGGUCUUCAAAUGUGUCUUAUAAAGCAUCAGCAAUUAAUACAAGUGCUUUGCUCCAAGACUCGGGAAACCUCAUUCUUCAAGAUGCGUCUAGUGGGAAAGCUAUUUGGCAAAGCUUCGAGCAUGUUUCAAACUCAUUCUUGGUGGGGAUGAGACUUAGCGUUAACAUGAACAGUAACAAGGAUGAGAUCAAAUCAACAUCGUGGAGAAGCAAUGAAGAUCCUUCCUUUGGAGUGUUCACCAUGGGUAUGGAUCCUUAUAACCUCCCACAAGUUGUUGUGUGGAAUGGAAGUCUCCCUUAUUGGCGAAGUGGUCCUUGGAAUGGACAGUUCUUCAUUGGUAAACAGUCUAGAGGCUCUUAUCAUGGUUUAGACGUCACAGAUGACAAACAAGGAAAUGUCUUCAUGGGUUUCACUUAUUCAGAUGUCAGUUUGAAGUAUUUUCUUUUGGAUUCAGAUGGAGUUCUGAAAUAUAGACAUUGGGUUGAAGGGAAACAAGAUUGGGAGGAUUUAUGGUUGGCUCAAGAGACGGAAUGCGAUUUCUAUGGAAGAUGUGGGCUGUUUGCAAUGUGCAAUCCGAAGAAUUUGCAGUUGUGUUCGUGUUUAAAAGGGUUUGAGCCAAAUGAAUCUGCUGAGUGGAAUAGUGGAAAUUUUACAAGUGGGUGCAAGAGGCUAAAACCUCUUGAAUGCCAGAGAAACAGCAGCCAGGUUCAAGAAGUGGGGAAGAGAGAUGGGUUCUUAAAACUGGGUACUGUGAAAAUACCUGAUUUUUCUGUUUGGUCUUCUGGCCUGGAAGAUGAAUGCCAGAGCCAAUGCUUGAACAAUUGUUCCUGCACAGCUUAUGCUUAUUAUGAAGGCAUUGGUUGUAUGCAAUGGGAUGGAGGCUUGAUUGAUUUGCAGCAGUUCUCUAACAAUGGUGCAGAUUUCUAUUUUCGUGUGGCCCAUUCAGAGCUAGGUGGAGAUAAAAAGAAGCAAAAGAACGUAGUGAUUGCAAUUACAGUGACAGUAUCGACAGUAGUAGUUGCCAUAGCUGCCUGCUUGUUUUGGUUUUGGGUGACUAAGCGAAGUGGUAAAUAUGGGACAAAUAAUUCAGGCUUGAUUCGUCAUCCAUUUAAGAAUUGGCCAUUAUUUUCUGAUUAUUCAAAAGAUAUGUCAGAAAACAGCAUGACCAAAAAAGUUGAAGAGCUUCCAUUGUUCGAUUUCGAGCAACUUCUAAUAGCCACAAACCACUUUCAUUUGGCGAAUAAGCUUGGUGAGGGUGGGUUUGGCCCAGUUUACAAGGGAAAAUUACAAGAUGGACAGCUAAUAGCUGUUAAAAGGCUAUCAAGUUGUUCAAGCCAAGGAUUGGAAGAGUUCAUGAAUGAAGUUAUGGUGAUAUCUAAGCUCCAACACCGUAACCUUGUUAAAUUACUUGGCUGUUGUAUUGAACGAGAAGAAAAGAUGCUAGUAUAUGAACUAAUGCCCAAUAAAGGCUUGGAUGCUUUUCUCUUUGAUUCUCCUAAACAAGAACUGCUAGAUUGGAGAAAACGAGCUAACAUAAUUGAAGGAGUUGGUAGAGGUCUGCUCUACCUGCAUAGAGACUCUAGAUUAAAGAUCAUUCAUAGAGAUCUGAAAGCAAGCAACAUUUUGUUGGAUGAAGAAUUAAACCCAAAAAUCUCAGAUUUCGGAAUGGCAAGAAUAUUUGGAGGCAAUGAAGAUCAAGCCAGAACGAUGAGAGUCGUUGGAACUUAUGGCUAUAUGUCUCCAGAAUACGCGAUGCAUGGGAGAUUCUCAGAAAAAUCCGAUGUUUUCAGCUAUGGCAUGUUAUUACUCGAGAUUGUAAGUGGGAGACGCAAUUCUAGCUUCUACAACAGCGAGCAAUCUAUAAGCCUAAUAGGAUAUACAUGGAAACUAUGGAAUUCAGGCGAUAUAGCGGAGUUAAUAGACCCGAAAAUGUCCAAAGAAGGGUUUGAAAUGGAGAUAUUAAGAUGCAUACAUGUUGGGUUGUUAUGCGUUCAGGAUUCUGCUAAAGACAGGCCUCCUAUUUCUACUGCCCUUUCAAUGUUGAGCAGCGAGAUUGAUCAUCUUCCUCAGCCGAAUAAACCUGCAUUUGCCGAAGCACAUGUUGUUCAGGAAGGUAACGACGGCUGUUCUGCGAACCAAUUUACUAUUACAAUGGUUGAAGCCCGAUAGGAAUUUUUGUAUUACUUCUGUUGGUAUAUAUCUGGCUGGUUAUUUGAUGCUUCACUUAAUAGACAUGGUUUAGUUGGUUGUUUAUGAUUACACAUAUAGUAACCCACUUGUAAUGAUUUGAAUUUUACCAUGGCGCAUGCUAUUAUUUUCGCAAUGUCGUUGUUCAUU
Impatiens glandulifera is the source of this 3002-nucleotide messenger RNA. Its product is annotated as G-type lectin S-receptor-like serine/threonine-protein kinase At1g11300. The transcript has 6 exons. Lineage: Eukaryota; Viridiplantae; Streptophyta; Magnoliopsida; Ericales; Balsaminaceae. Gene Ontology annotation, biological process: protein phosphorylation; recognition of pollen. Gene Ontology annotation, molecular function: ATP binding; protein serine/threonine kinase activity. The record is from RefSeq and is a predicted model, not a curated record. The coding region runs from base 321 to 2834 and encodes 837 amino acids.